Pogona vitticeps (central bearded dragon) is the source of this 4093-nucleotide messenger RNA. RefSeq names its product lysyl oxidase (gene LOX). NCBI's taxonomy places the organism in Eukaryota, Metazoa, Chordata, Lepidosauria, Squamata, Agamidae. Gene Ontology annotation, biological process: peptidyl-lysine oxidation; collagen fibril organization. Gene Ontology annotation, molecular function: protein-lysine 6-oxidase activity; copper ion binding. The record is from RefSeq and is a predicted model, not a curated record.
AUGGUACAAAUUGUUAAAAAGGACAUUGUGCAAAAUAAAAACAUUCCAGAUGUCCAAUGGUAUAUGAUCUUGGACAGUUCUAUUAAAGACAUUGUUUCAGGAAUCUCAUAUGUGAAAAAGAGAGCCAAAGAUGACAAUACUAUUGUUGGCGGCGGCAGCCGGGGUCCCGGGACCGAAAGCGGCGGCGGCGGCAGCUCCCAGGGGGCGGCCCGCCUGAGGCCCCUCGAAGGCGACAGCUCCAGGCCGGGCAACGGGAGCGCCUCCCCUCCUCUGAGCAACCUCCGGCCGCCGCGCCGCGACGAUGUCAUGGUGGGAGACGACCCUUACAACCCACAGAAGUACACGGACGACAACCCUUAUUACAAUUAUUAUGACACCUACGAGCGGCCCCGACAGAACAGCCGCUACCGGCCGGGAUACGGCACCGGCUACUUCCAGUACGGGCUUCCUGACCUAGUGCCAGAUCCCUACUAUAUCCAAGCAUCCACCUACGUCCAGAGGACAUCCAUGUAUAACUUAAGAUGUGCUGCUGAGGAGAACUGCCUGGCAAGUUCAGCAUACAGGGGUGAUGUCAGGGACUAUGAUACCAGAGUGCUUCUGAGAUUCCCCCAGAGAGUGAAAAACCAAGGGACAUCUGACUUCUUACCAAGUCGACCACGAUACUCAUGGGAGUGGCACAGCUGUCAUCAACAUUAUCACAGUAUGGAUGAAUUCAGCCAUUAUGACUUGCUUGAAGCAAGCUCACAUAGGAGGGUAGCAGAAGGACACAAAGCAAGCUUUUGUCUUGAGGAUACUUCUUGCGAUUAUGGGUACUAUCGACGAUAUGCUUGUACAGCACACACACAGGGACUGAGUCCUGGUUGUUAUGACACAUAUAAUGCCGACAUAGACUGCCAGUGGAUUGAUAUUACAGAUGUAAAACCUGGAAAUUACAUUUUAAAGGUUAGUGUAAACCCUAGUUAUUUGGUACCAGAAUCGGACUAUUCCAACAACAUAGUACGUUGUGAUAUUCGCUACACAGGUCACCAUGCGUAUGCUUCCGGAUGCACAAUUUCACCCUAUUAAGACGAAAGAACAUUUCUGCAUCGGUGCUCAAGGUUUUGAGAUACAAUUAUUUUAUAAAUUGCGAUAGGAUGUAAAAACUUUAAUAAACUUUUUAAAAGGACAAGAAUAUAAACAAAGAAUUUUAAUGUGACUCUGAAGCAUUAAGACAUUCUUCAGAAUGAAAUGAAUUUCUCUAUUCAUAUUUUACAACUUUUGAAAACAAUGUUGAGUUUGGUGCUUUAGGCAGAAUUUGAAAUGAUCCAGGAAGUCAACUGUUCACAAAAAUGCUUUUUCUCUGACUACUGGAAAUCAGUAACCUAUCUGUGAACAGGCUUAAAAACAACUUAAACCAUGUUCAUAUAGGCUGAGAUCCAAAGAAGUUUCAUCUGAUGAUUCAUGUAAGCCCACUGGGAUCUUAACAGGUUGUAUUUGUUCAACUUUUAUCCCCCCUUCUCAGUAACACAUAAUAGCUUUCAUGAUUUUCCUCCCCCUUGAAGUGUGUAUUUUUAUAUGGCCAGGGCACUGCUUCCAAAGGCUGUUUGGAAUCAUGGAAUUUAUGUCACAGUUCUUUGGAUUGCAGCAAUAUAAUACUGACAAUAAAGAGUAGGAAAGAAGAUCGGUAGUUAUAGUGCCAAAUCUGAACCAGCUGAGGAAGUGAAGCUUCCAUAGUAUAAAAGUUAGCUUACUGGAAGCACAGUCCACUUUUAAAGAAGUGGUUUAUGCUUAAUGUACAAGACUGUCUGGAUUUGGAUAACCAAGCUUAUUAUUAUCAGCUUAUUAAAGCUGCAAAUACGUGCGGUGGAAAAAAGUGUAAGUUUACAGACUUGGUAUUUCCUGCUAAGCUCCAUUAUUUAAAGUAAACUUAAAUUUAACUGUUUAUUGCAAGAAUUAGGCUGAUAAAGAGGUUACUAGUAAUAUAUUUAAGUGACAAGGCUUAAAUGUUUACCUUGUCAGAAGGAAGCUGAUGUAUGUUCAUGUUCUUCAGAAACUUACAGAGUACUGUACUUUUAAACUGUUUAGCUAGUAAAAAAAAAGGAAUAAAGGAUUGUUUUGGGAGAAAAAUAUUUUAGAAACAAUAGCCAUCUAUGCAAUAAAUACCAUGUAAGAAUACCUGAUGUAUGCAAGAUAGAAUAUAUUUUACAGUAGCAGUUAAGGGUCAAAACCUGAAACAUUGAGAAAUAGAAUACAACCCUAGUUUGUGGUUGUAGGCAGAAGAGUUAAUCCUUUUUGAAUAAAACCUCCAAACUGUGAAAUAAGUAUUAACAGAAAGUCUCUUCCCUCAUCACUUUACUGAAUAAUCCUUACAAAUGCUCAGUUGUUGGCUAAACUGUUUGGUAUAAAAUCUGCAGUAUUUUGAUAUUACACUGUGUAAAAAGUGACACAUUGCACUUGGGAGUACUAUAAAGUAUUUGUCAGUAAUUCUUUGAUAGAAAUCUUUGAUUGUUUAGUUUUCAGAUUUUCAGAACGUGUACAUUUUCAAAUCAUAUGGAUGACUCAUAUUCUCCCUGAGAUUAUGGGGUGAAAUCUCACAUCACAGGAGCUGAAUUUUAUUUGCACAACUGGGCUUCUUCCUUCCUCUCUCCAGUGUUUCCAGUGAACUGGGGGAUCCCCCCCAUACUAUACAGACCAAAUUUGGCAUCUGUGCAGAGGGAAUGUAGGAAUAAUCUGUCAACAAUAUUUAUUCCAUGGGUAGUUGGACAAAGUUAGAUUUCACUCAUACAGUACUGUAACUUUUGUAAAUGUAAAUCAAACAUUGGUCCUUGUAUUUGGAUAAAAAUAUGCCCACAAGAACCAUUUAUUUCUUUUUCAUUUACUAGUGAAUACAUCCUUGUCUUUGAUGGCUCUUAUGGAUGCCUGAACCACCAGUGUUGACUGUCAUAUAUCUAAUAAUAUACCACAACAUAUGCUAGACUGUUUGAUAUGCCAACAGUGACAGUUGCCUCUUCGAUACACAUACAAAUUACCAUACUUAUAUGUAGGCUCUUUGUUGUUUUUAAAAAGUGUGCAAUAGUAGCAGCAGGAGGAAAUACUGUGGCUGGUAUUGGGAAUCUGAUGACUACUGAGAGGAGCAGGGGCCGAUGACCCCAUGGUGGCAGCUUAACAGGUAGAGUUAGCCUACCUGAUAUUCUGAAUAACAUGGCUAUACAGAUUCACUAUUUCAUUAAAAAAUGUGUUUCCAGUUUCUGGAAGAGAGCAAAAUAUCUGUGAACAGCAAUACUAAGCAUCCUUGGAACCAGGCCUCAGCUUGGAUGUAUAUGGCAAAAAGAAAAAGGUGCUGAUUUGCGGGAAAAGUACAGUUGGGGUAUUUUCCUGUGGCCCCUGAAAUUAUUGGGCCAUUGAUUAAAAAAAAAAUCUGUCUUCAGCUGUAAAUACUGAAAUACAUCACUGAAAUAUUCUUCACUGUUUGGCUGUUCACACACUUGACUUUGACUAGCAUACAAAGCUUUGCUAUUCCAAGCAUUUCAUGAUCCAUGUUUAAAUCUAAAGGAUAAACCAAUAAUGAGGAUUUUUUUUCAGUCAGCCUUUUUGUACAUUCUUGUAGUUUUUGUUGGACUUAAUUGAAGUAUGCUCAUUUCACUGAAAGUGGACUACCCUGUGCCUUAUAAAAUAUAAAACAUGUUCUUCACAUUCCAGAUGGUACAACGGUGCUUAAAUAUUUUAACUUGAAUUGAAAUAAGAGAGUUUCCUAUCAGGAAAUUUUAUAGGCAAGCAAAUGUUACACAUUCAAUGAAAAGCCACUUGGAGGAAUUUUUAAUAUUUCAGUUUUUCAAAGAGCCUUUCUUUUAAAAUCUAUAAAUCUUUCUCUGAAACAUUAUUUAUAAUUAUUCAUACACUAACUUUGUAUUCUUCAUUGCACUUCAAUAUUCUUGUGUUACAUCCUUGUAUCAUGGUUGCAAAUUUAUGUGAAAAUGACCUGAAUAAAAAUAUUUAAAAUGCUCAAAAUGGUUGUCUCCAGCUUCCAUUGAAAUAUUGCAUUCAGAGGCUAAGAGGAAUCUUUGUAUACUUGUUGGCAAUUCUUUUUUGAGAUAAAUGUUUGAAUGACUAGUAA